CCUGUGUGGAUGGUGAGAAUAAUAAUAAUGCGGGGGCUGGAGUCUGUGGGAAGCAGUAGCAUGAACUACUUUUAUGUUGUUGGUGCCACUCCACUGGACGGACCCAGCUUCAUUCUCAGCUGACAGCCUCACCCACAGAAGUCCUACAAAAACAUGCAGGUCUUCUCAGACCCCUGUCAAUACCCGCCCUGCAGACCAAGAUGCUUUGCUUGAUCUUAAUCCUCACCACCUUCUUCUGAAAGUCCUGGGAUUCCAUUCCAAGUAGAAAGGAAAAGUAAAACUUGAGUUGAGCCCCCACACCCUGGCAAGCAGAGAAAUUGUCAUCAGUUAUUUCAUACCUGGAAAAUAGUGCUGAUAGUUUCCUGACACAGUCAUGUGCACACAUGUGCUUAAUAAGGUUUUCUGUUGAUUGAUCAUAUCUUUCAUGUAUUUGUUUUCUUGAUGAAGAUGCUAUGAGUUCACAAGUAAUCCCAGUAUUAAACUUAUGAUGUGCAUGGCCUUUUGCAAAAUCUCUCUUCCAGCUUUUACUUGCAGAGUCUGAUUGCUUGACAUAUAGAAGCGCUGUAUGUGUGAGUUAUGGCUGAUGUGGCUGAUUCAGAUAGAUAAAAUCUGAAGAAAACCUCUGGGAGAGUGCAGUUUCCUUCUCUCCUGUUAGAACAGAGGUAGCCCACCUACUUUUGUUCUAUAAGCAGACAGUUCCAGUAGGGCAGUUCCCAUCUCCUGUAAUUUCAAGGUGAAAAGCUGUGGUUGCUCUUCCUUCAUUCUCUUAACACCCCUAACUAUAAACUUGCCUCUGAUUUUCUCUUAAAGAGAUAUGGGGAAAUCUAAAAAGAUUCCAUGAAAUAAAUAUGUAUUAUUCCAGUUAAUUAUUAAGAAUAAAUGAAGAAUAGUAUUAAUAAAACCCAGUAAUAUGAAUUUCCUUUAAAAAUUUUACAGAUGGCUAAUUUUUAUAUCAGUAAAAGAGGAUAGUUAAGAAAUAGUAUAUGGAAAGAAGGCAGGGGGUAAAGGCAGCAUGUUAACAAAGAAAUCACUGUUCUUUUUAUCCCUGCAGGAAUUUUUUUGUGCUUUGCUUCUCCAUGCAGAUUUUCAUGGUUUUGUCAUUCAGUACCCAAAUGAUACAUAAAAACAAACAGAAAAUUCUACUAGCAAAUAAUUGCACUUGCUACUGACUUAGGCUUCAUAUAAUAAGUCUGCAGCCUGACUUUUGUAAUGGGAUCAGACUUUCAAAUUAACCAGUGAAGCAGUCAAGCCAAGUUAUUUUUAUUAUUAUUCAUGACGUAGUUUCUAGAUGAUAUCCAUAGGAUACCAUCUCCUCUGUUUAAGAAAAACAAAACAAAACAAAAACACCAGAAGUGUUUCAUGAUUUCAUGGAUUCUUCUGGAUUCCAUAAUGUCUCUCUUAACUGAAAGUUAUAUAUGCAGUAAGAAUUAAUGUUUUUAUCUUUUAUUAUGAAAAUUGCCAGGCUGAUGAAAACACAUUUAUUUUCCUGUUUUAGGUUGCUUGUUACUCAUGCCACAAAAUUUAUGCUUUAAUACUUAUGAUUUAAGAAUCUGUUCCUUUUUUGAUUAAAUUAUUAAAAAAAUAGCACAUUCUUUCCAUUUAAAUUGUGUAAAUAGUUAAGACUCAUGCUGUAGCUAAGCUGAUUCUUUCUCUGCUUUAAAAAUAGAAAAUGCUAGAGCAAUCCUUCCCUUCCCCCACUAUGUUCUCACUAGUCCAAGCUAGUAAAUGUUACUGAAUGGAUUUCAGUGUUGUAGCCAUUCUACAGUAAGUACAAGAAGAGCCUUUGUGAAAAACUGCAAGGAGAAAAAAAGGUAGUAGAAAUCCAUCUGUGACUGUUCGACAGACCAGAGCACCUGCACCAAUGAUAGACAGGCUUUCCUCGAGAAACAAAUAAUGACAACAAGCACUGCUGUUCAGAGGAGCCAGAAUCUCCCCAAAAGACGCCUAGAAAGUAUAGGGGAGUGUCCUGCAAAACGAAAAUCUAGCUGGGGUAUUCUGACCAGUCAAGGUUCUUGGGCAGAUCGCUCACCUCUGCAUGAGGCAGCCAGUCAAGGACGUCUUCUUUCUCUAAAGACUUUAUUGUCACAGGGUUACAAUGUAGACACACUAACUAUUGACCAAGUAACUCCACUUCAUGAAGCCUGCCUGGGAGAUCAUGUAGGAUGUGCAAGGAUCCUUCUUGAAGCAGGAGCAAAUGUAAAUGCUACAACAAUUGAUGGAGUGACACCCUUAUUUAACGCGUGUUCGAGAGGCAGCGCAGCAUGUGCUGAGCUCCUGUUAGAGUAUGGUGCCAAAGCUCAGUGGGAGUCCUGUCUUCCAUCACCAACUCACGAAGCAGCCAGCAGAGGACACAGUGAAUGUCUGGAGGUACUGAUAUCUUGGGGUAUAGAUGUUGACCAAGACCUUCCUCAUUUAGGAACACCUCUAUAUGUAGCAUGUGUGUCACAGCAGAUCCAUUGUAUUCGAAAGCUUCUUUAUGCAGGUGCCAAUGUGCAGAAGGGAAAGCAUUUGGAAACUCCACUGCAUGCUGCUGCCCAGCAUUCAAGUACAGAGAUUGUAAACUUACUCCUUGAAUUUGGGGCAGACAUAAAUGCCAAAAACACAGAUUUUGAGAGGCCUGUUGAUUUAGCUGCUCCUCGCAGUUUAGUAGAGAGGCUGCUGCUCCUCCACGAAGCCACACCAUCUUCUCUUUGUCAGCUUUGUCGACUACGUAUCCGAAAUUACAUAGGAAGAUCUAGACUGCAUCUUGUCCCACAACUCCAAUUGCCAACAAUACUGAAGAAUUUCUUACAGUAUAGAUAACAUAAUAAUUAACCUUUAGAAAGCUGAAUAACAAGUCUUCUGUUUAUUGUAAAUUUUACCUAAAGAACUGCUGGGCGGAAAAUAAAGCCUUUUGCAUAUUACUUCAAUAAGACACAAAUCUUUGACACCUGGUGUUGGCAUGUAAUCACAAUUGGGAGCCAUUCAGCAACUGGUACCAAGGUGCUAACAAGGCUGAAUUGAAUAAGUGUGCUGAUACUCUGGGAAAUGAUUGUAUAGGUUUAGCUUAACACUUACUAAUUAGCUUUAGUGCUGUUAAUUUUAUUUGUAUUUAUACUUUAAAAUCUGUUUGGCACAUGGGAACUGCAGCGUUUCUUCAUUUAUAUUUGUUAACUUUGUCCAUUUGGAGUCAUUUCUUUAUGUGUUUUUAAAUAUCUGUUGUUUGUGUACUGAAAAAUACUUGGUGGUAGGUGCACUACAAAUGUUGAUUAAAAAAAAAUAAAUAAAUGAAUAAAUAGCCAUUUUAUCUUCCUUUUCUUUAUAUAGACACUUAAUUAAUGACAGUGAGAAACUUCCUUUACUCUUCCUCACUGCCUGUGCUCUGAACUGGAGUUUUGUGUUUUGAGCUUUUCUUUUUUUAGCCAUAUCUAGUUUAUAAAUUAUUUGUAACUUUUUAAAACAGAAAAUCUGUAAAGAUAUAAGUUUACAAAUUAUAGGGAAGCCAUAAUGCUGAAAUACUUUCAGAUCCCCUUUUGUAACAGAGCAUUCUUGGAAUCUUUCCUUAACAGUGCUAUAUCAUAACUUAGGGACAUACAAAUAAUCUGCCUCAGAGAAAAACAUAAUUUAUUGCAUGGUUUUUGAAGGCUACUGCAUCGUGUCAUAGAACAGCUUGGGUUGGAAGGGACCACAAAGAUCCAAACCUCUGCUGUGGGCAUGGUUGCCAAUAUCAUAUCCCAACCACAGGAUAAAGUUGCCCAAAGCCCAUCCAACCUGGCCUUGAAUGUCUCCAGAGACAGGACAGUCACUGCCUCUCUGGGCAGUCUGUGCCAGGGCCUCACCAUUCCCUGAGUAAAUAAUUUCUGCCUAACAUCUAACUUAAAUCUAUCAUCUUUUAGUUUAAAGCCAUUUCCCCUUGUCUUAUCACUAUAUACUCAUGUAAAAAGUUGGUCCGCCUUCUACUUACAAGCCUAAUACUCAGUUGCUAAUUUAUGUCCA
This is a messenger RNA of Lagopus muta (rock ptarmigan), 3975 nucleotides long. RefSeq names its product ankyrin repeat and SOCS box containing 5 (gene ASB5). The record is from RefSeq and is a predicted model, not a curated record. Gene Ontology annotation, biological process: protein ubiquitination; positive regulation of protein catabolic process; intracellular signal transduction. Gene Ontology annotation, molecular function: protein binding. Bases 1894 to 2802 code for a protein of 302 amino acids. The transcript is spliced from 7 exons. Lineage: Eukaryota; Metazoa; Chordata; Aves; Galliformes; Phasianidae.